Messenger RNA from Stegastes partitus (bicolor damselfish), 444 nucleotides. RefSeq names its product ATP synthase membrane subunit f (gene atp5mf). The coding region runs from base 78 to 347 and encodes 89 amino acids. NCBI's taxonomy places the organism in Eukaryota, Metazoa, Chordata, Actinopteri, Pomacentridae. The transcript has 4 exons. Gene Ontology annotation, biological process: proton motive force-driven mitochondrial ATP synthesis. The record is from RefSeq and is a predicted model, not a curated record. Gene Ontology annotation, molecular function: proton-transporting ATP synthase activity, rotational mechanism. Gene Ontology annotation, cellular component: proton-transporting ATP synthase complex.
CCCAUAAUGCACCUCCUCCUUAUAUUCCCACCAUCCUUUGCGGCGGCGCAGUGACAGAACCCUCUCCUCCGGUCAAGAUGGCGGACAGACCAGUUCCCGUAGUUGAUAAGCGCCUGAUGGAUGUGAAGCUGGGCGAGCUGGGCACCUGGCUGGGAGGCCGAGACUUCACGCCCAACGGCCUCAUCUCAGCCGUCCGCAGGGGCCACGACAGAUACUACAACAAGUACAUCAAUGUGAAGAAAGGAGGCAUCGGUGGUCUGGCGAUGCUGUUGGCCGGCUACGUGGUCCUCAGCUACGUGUGGGAAUACGAUCACAUCAAGCAUGACCGCUGGAGGAAGUACCACUGAGGCCCGACGGCAGCCAUCACGCCUCCUGUUGGCUCGUCCUGUUCUUUCUACUCGGUUCUGUUCAUAUGUGACCAAUAAAAUAAACAUUAAAGCUGAA